UAAAAGAACAGUGUGUAGUAGUUCAUAGAGGUGUUGUGUAUUUUUGUACGUGAAACGAAUUAAAGUGACAUAAAAUCGGAGAUGUUUAAUUCCAGAUGAUUUGGACAGGAAAACUAACUAAGAACUACGGCUUCCUCUUUCUCAUAGAGUGAUGUUGACCAUACGGUGACGAGUCCAGCCAAAUCGGCGGAAAACUACGUCACCAGUGACGGAUUCCCCCGAAACUGGGACAAAGUGCAGUGUACUCUGGCAUUGCGUUUUACCGGAAUUUCUCUCACUCCAUGACUAGUAGCCUCCCCCUCUUUUCCUCUCUUUCUUUCUUUCUCUUUCUCUUAAGAUUGGCCAAUCGUCUCGUCAUCCUCUAACCCUCGAUCGAAACUGACAGGUAACCAACAACGAAUGGUGUACAUUCAACAUCGUAGUGUCUGGAGGGCUCGAUAUCAUGUCCGAUGGGGUUGAUGUUGGUGGCGGGGAAAACGAGGUAGAUUCCCAUUCUUGUUUACACGCCGAUGUUGGAGAGUCCUCGAACCAAAGGGAAGAUGAGAUUUUGGAUCCAGAUAACGAGGCUGCCUUGAACACUAAUUAUGAUAGCGGUGAUGGUGCUGUACCUGCUUUUAGGUGUGAAAGGUGUGAAAACUAUGAGACUAUAAAUAAGACAGCAUUCUGCGCUCAUCAGGACCAGUGUCUGGCCAGUUCUGAGCCAGGAGAGAGCGCAGAGAAUAUAGAAGCUGCUGAUAAUGAUGGAGAUGGAGAAGAAAGUCAUUCUGGAAUUCGUUCUCACAGAAAAAUGUUUGAAUGCGACGUUUGCAAUAUGAAAUUUUCUAAUGGAGCUAACAUGAGGCGGCACAAGAUGAGGCACACUGGUGUGAAGCCGUAUGAGUGUCGUGUCUGUCAGAAGAGAUUUUUUCGCAAGGAUCACCUGGCAGAACAUUUUACAACUCACUCAAAGACUCUACCGUAUCAUUGUCCGAUCUGUAAUCGAGGGUUUCAAAGACAAAUCGCGAUGAGGGCCCACUUCCAGAACGAACAUGUCGGUCAACACGAUAUGGUCAAGUCUUGUCCAUUGUGCAACUAUCGUGCAGCGACUAUGAAGUGUCUUAGGCUACAUUUUUUUAACAGGCACGGAAUAGAUCUAGAUAACCCAGGACCAAAUAGUUCAAGUUCUUUGAUGAAUAGCUGUACUCCGGGGGAGGCUAUGCCUUCCGCUCCUCUUUCAGAUAGCGGAGACAGUACCGGAAAUCGAUCUGCGGACAAUGCAACUCCGCCGAUGCACUUUUUGACACCUCAUAUAGAGAUAUCGAUUCCUUACUCCGAACAAGCUGCAAGUCAACGGAAUUCAAGCCCUGCUCCCCUUAACGGAGAUAGUCCAAAUAGCCCGCAAAGCGCAGAUAGCAACAGUAAUGCUCCAAGUAGUAGUCAUCAUCAGUUACCUAUUAACAGUAGUGGUAUUCACAGGAACGUUGGUGGAAGUGAAGAGGCAAUUACACCUUCAAUCUCACUUAUUCCUAUUAAGCAAGAACCAAACAGCAACGGGACAGAGGAGAAUGGCGCAACAUCUAGCAAUCUUCCAUUACCAUCCUUGAUAAAGGUCUCUCCACUAAAAUCUCUUCUUCGAGAUGAUUUACGACGCAAGCUUUCAUCUAGCUCUGGAAAUAAUAACAAUAACAACGGUAAUAAUAGUUCAAAUUCAAAUCCCCAUUCAAGAGGAGAACCUCCUAGUUCAACGAGGCCCGAUCAACGAAGCAGUGGACUUCAAUGCACUCACUGUAGAAUUACCUUUCCCGAUCAAACAUUAUAUUUCCUUCAUAAGGGCUGUCAUAGUGAAAGCAAUCCCUGGAAGUGCAAUAUUUGCGGGGAGCAAUGUUGCAAUUUGUAUCAAUUCAAUUCGCAUUUAUUAAGCAAAAGUCAUCAGUAGUUAUUUGGAUAAAUGACGUUUUUUGAAGAAGACCUAGUACCUCGAUUAUUUAAAAAAAUUAUCGAAUAAUAAUGUUGAUAUGACUGAUGGAGAGGAAAUUAUGAGCUUGAACAAACAAAAUUACAUUAUUCGUUAGAAAAUAUAAAUGACAACCCAUUUGUAUUUAAAAGUUCGAACGAAAUUUUUACUUAUUUUAAUAUCUAUAUUAAUAAGUAGCCUUCGAUUUACAUUAGGGAUAAAAUAGUCGAGGUUCGAGGAAUGAUUUUGGAAUCUGGGAAAAAAAAAUCGUGCCUUUGUCGAGAUACCUUUGCCAACGCUCACACUCGUCCGAAUCGUCCUAAUUUAUGAUAGUACGAACAAUCCGUCCAUGGGGCUUUACCAAAAUAUAUUCCAGAAGCUCUGUUGGUAGUUUUAAACCUAGUUAUACUUAGAAGAAAACAGUGAGAAUACCAAUGAGCUCCUUUUUUCUAUCUAAAUUCUUUUUACGCACUGUUUUGUUUGCUUGUUUAUAAACUUGAUUGUUAAAUUGCAUUAAUUUUAUAUAUUAUCAUCUAUUUCAUCUAUUCCUAUUAUAUUAAGAAUAGUCAUUUCCGUUAAAAUGUGUACAACAUAAUUUUUUAUGAAUUUGAUUGUUCAUUUGUUAAAGAGAAGUACGCAUAAUCGAGAAGAAUCCUUUGCAAACUAAAUUUUCAAUUAUCGAUGUAAUGUUAUGGUGCGAGAAAGGAACCGAACCAUUGCAUAUAAAUAUAAAUAUACAAGUAGAUAAGAGAGGCGACAGCUGAAGUACUGUGUCAGCUCAAGAAAUAUUUUAUAUAGAGAUAUUUGUACAGAAAAGUAUUAAUAUAGGAAAGAAUAUGCAAAUAAAAAAAGUCAAGAUCUCAUAUUUCAGAGAUGUAUAAUUAUUCAAAUGAUAUUUUAUUUAAAAAUACAUGAAUCGAAAUUUAGUGAAACAAAUUUUUAACAAGUCAAAAAUAAUUAAAAGAGAAAUGUAACUUAUACUAGUUUCAGUAUAAGUUCACGUAAUAAAAAAAACGCUAAUAGUUUCGAAAUAUGAUUUCCAGACUGGUACAUAUUUCUAUGUACAUGUGUAUGUGUGUAUGUGCACAGGGUACCCAAUUUAAGUGUAUAAAUCUACAUGUUAUUGUUUUAAGAAAAAAAAAAUACUUUCAACCAUAGUCACGUAAAUGAAAAAGGAACACACUUAAAUGUUAAGUAAUUUUUUAAUAGUUAAACUAAUUAAUAACGUGUGCGAAUAUACAGUUAAGUUGGGCACUUUCUAUAUGUUCUAUAUUUAAAAAAAAAAAAAAUAGAUUGAAGAAAAUACGCACGAACACUAUUGUCUAUUGUAGUUAUUUAAAAAUCGUUCC
Messenger RNA from Colletes gigas, 3282 nucleotides. RefSeq names its product zinc finger protein ztf-16. The transcript has 7 exons. Lineage: Eukaryota; Metazoa; Arthropoda; Insecta; Hymenoptera; Colletidae. Gene Ontology annotation, molecular function: DNA-binding transcription factor activity; RNA polymerase II cis-regulatory region sequence-specific DNA binding. Gene Ontology annotation, biological process: regulation of transcription by RNA polymerase II. The record is from RefSeq and is a predicted model, not a curated record. The coding region runs from base 443 to 1915 and encodes 490 amino acids.